This is a messenger RNA of Lucilia cuprina (Australian sheep blowfly), 2830 nucleotides long. It is a transcript of the gene Evi5, whose product is annotated as ecotropic viral integration site 5 ortholog. The coding region runs from base 986 to 2809 and encodes 607 amino acids. The record is from RefSeq and is a predicted model, not a curated record. The transcript is spliced from 9 exons. Lineage: Eukaryota; Metazoa; Arthropoda; Insecta; Diptera; Calliphoridae.
ACAAAAAAUCAGUUGGAAAAAAGAAGUCAAACGAAGUUGACGUUUUUCGUGAGUGACAAAAUAGGAAAAGUGCAAAAGCAGAAAACAGUAUCAAGAAAAAAUCAAAGCAAAUAGAAAAAAUUGCCAAUUGGAAAAUAGUUUAAUAAAACUUAAAUUUUAACAUAAAAUUACUGCCAGUUGAAUAAAAUAAACAAAUACAAUAUAAUUAAACAAAAAAACAUCAUAAUCGCAAAAAAAAGUGUGAACACGAAACAAGAAAAAAGUAUACAAAAAAAAAGAAGAAAAAAUCAUAGAGAAAUCGUUUUGUGUCUACAUUAGCAAAUUAUUACAAAAAGGAGGUAAAUAAAGAAAAAGUUGCUUAAAAAUGAAAAGUCUAGUUUAAUAAAAAGUAUAAUUAUCAAUUAAUAAAAGAUGUUCUAGUUAUUUGUUUUAUAAAGAAAAACAACAAAAUCUGAAUACAUAAAAAAACAAGUCCCAAAAAAUCAUUUUCUUUUUUUUACAAGUGUCUCAAACAACACACCUCUUUAUACAAACAACAAACAUACACAAUUUUAUUCCACACUCUCUGCAGCGCUGCUUUAAUCUUCUUGAUUUGUUUUUGCUUAAAAAAGUAGCAAGUAUAAUAACAGCAACAACGAUAAUAAUCAUAGACAUCAGCAAUAAUUUCGUUAACUGCAAAAUAUAACCAUAAAGAAAACGAUCAAAUGGUGUAAGCUUAAAAAACACUUUUACAACACAAAUUAUUUCCUGCAAACAAUACAAACCAACGAAAAACACAGGGGAUCAUGUUAAAUUAUUAUUAAAUUUCCAAACCAGGAAAUAAAAACAAUAUUUUUUGGGGAAAAUAUCUUAAUAGAAGAAAAUAUAAACAAAAUUAUUUUCUUCAUUACAAAAAUAAAAAGAGAAAUAAUUCCCAAAAAAGAAAUAAUUUUCCCAAAAAUAACAAAAUUUAAAACUAAAAAAAAAAACAGCAAAUAUAUUGGCAAUGACCCUUACAACUGCCAGUGCUACAACAGCCAAUAAUACACAGGAAACUAUUAGUAGUAGCAGUAAGAAAAUGGAUGUUAAAUGUGCUACAGCUGAAGAGAAUUUACCCACCUCCGAAAUGGAUUUAUUAGCAAAAUUAGAGGCAGCCAAUAAGCUGAUUGAAAGUGAUGCAAAAUCCCUAAAUUCAUUGCAUUCCACACACAGUCGUAAAAAUUCCGAUACUAGUCAAAUAAGUAUUACAUCAAAUGGCAAUUCCGUGGCUGAGGAAGAUAUCUGGACCACUUGGGCCACCAUAUUAAAUGAUUGGGAGGGCGCUUUAAAACGUAAAAAUCCCUGUGUCCGAGAACUAGUACGACGUGGUAUACCACAUCAUUUUAGAGCCAUAGUUUGGCAACAGCUUUGUGGUGCUAAUGAUGCUGAUAAAAAACAAUAUGCGGAAUAUAUUAAGGCCACUUCGGCUUGUGAAAAAGUGAUACGACGUGAUAUCGCCCGUACUUAUCCCGAGGUGGAUUUCUUUAAAGAAAAAGAUGGCCCCGGUCAAGAGGCUUUAUUUAAUGUUAUUAAAGCCUAUUCUUUACACGAUCGUGAGGUUGGCUAUUGCCAGGGUUCGGGAUUUAUUGUUGGUCUUCUACUAAUGCAAAUGCCUGAGGAAGAGGCUUUUGCUGUUUUGGUUCAAAUAAUGCAGCAGCAUCGUAUGCGUGAUAUGUUUAAGCCUUCGAUGUCAGAGCUGGGUUUGUGCAUGUAUCAAUUGGAAAAUUUAGUGCUCGAACAGAUACCAGAAAUGCAUACACACUUCCAACAACAGAACAAUUCACGUCAAUCCUCGCUCGAUGAAUUGUGUAUGAAAGAGGAGGCACUUAAGCAACGCGAUGAAAUGGUCUCUUGCCUCCUAGAGGAAUUGGUUAAAGUACGACAAAGUUUAGCCGAAAGUGAAGAUCAAAUACGUAAUUUGAAAACUAAAAUAGAGGAAUUAGAAGAGGAUAAAAAGACUUUGCGCGAAACAACGCCCGACAAUUCAGUUGCCCAUUUACAGGACGAACUAAUAGCCAGUAAACUGAGAGAGGCAGAGGCCAGUCUCUCGUUGAAAGAUCUCAAACAAAGAGUACAAGAACUAAGUACUCAAUGGCAAAGACAAUUGCAAGAACAACGCAAUGAUCACAAUUCACAUCCAGUAGAUUCUACACCCAAAAAGCUGCUAACAAAUCUAUUUGAUUCAUCCAAAUCGAAUGAACAUACUCAGAAAUUGGAAGAGGAACUUAUGACUACACGCAUAAGGGAAAUGGAAACAUUAACCGAAUUGAAAGAGUUGCGUUUAAAAGUCAUGGAGUUGGAGACACAAGUACAGGUCUCAACUAAUCAGCUGAGACGUCAAGAUGAGGAGAAUAAAAAGAUUAAAGAGGAAUUGGACAUGGCUUUGACGCGUGAAAAGGAGAUGUCCAAUAAGGCUAGAGAACAGCAGCAUAGAUACUCUGAUUUGGAAUCUCGCAUGAAGGAUGAAUUGAUGAAUGUGAAAAUUAAAUUCACUGAACAGUCUCAAACAGUAGCUGAAUUAAAACAGGAAAUAUCCAGAUUAGAAACUAAGAAUUCCGAAAUGUUAGCCGAAGGUGAACUACGUUCCAAUUUAGAUGACUCUGAUAAAGUGCGUGAUCUGCAGGACAGAAUCGCCGACUUAAAAGCCGAGUUAACCGCAUUAAAAAGUCGAGGCAAAUUUUUACCAGUUUCAAAAUUACGAAGCUCCUCGAUACAGUCGAUUGAAUCAGCCGAAAGUGAUUUUAAUGAUAUAAUGAGCAUGCGUAGAGAAAGUACCGAAUUAUCAUCAUAAUAUUUAAUGAGGUUUUUUUAA